Telopea speciosissima is the source of this 1538-nucleotide messenger RNA. Its product is annotated as SH3 domain-containing protein 2-like. The record is from RefSeq and is a predicted model, not a curated record. The transcript has 10 exons. Bases 92 to 1207 code for a protein of 371 amino acids. Gene Ontology annotation, molecular function: protein binding. NCBI's taxonomy places the organism in Eukaryota, Viridiplantae, Streptophyta, Magnoliopsida, Proteales, Proteaceae.
UUAGAUCUCUUCUCUCUCUCUUUCUCUCCCACAUUCAUCGGCCGCUUCUGAUUCUGAUAUAGAAAUUUGAGGCAUUCACAGUACUUCGUGGAUGGAUGCCAUCAGAAAACAAGCCACGAAGCUCAGGGAACAGGUCGCAAAGCAACAACAGGCCGUCUUCAAGCAGUUUGGAGGUGGAGGAUAUGGAGGGUCAGAUAAUUUAGUUACAGAUGAGGCAGAACUACAUCAGCAUCAAAAACUUGAGAAGCUUUACAUUUCAACCCGUGCAGCCAAGCACUUCCAAAGGGAUAUUGUUCGUGGUGUUGAAGGUUAUAUUGUUACUGGGUCCAAACAAGUUGAGAUAGGUACAAAGUUGUCAGAAGAUAGCAGGAAAUAUGGUGUUGAAAAUACGUGUACCAGUGGUAAUACGUUGUCUAAAGCUGCAUUGAAUUUUUCACGAGCUCGUGGUCAAAUGGAAAAGGAGCGUGGAAGUUUACUGAAGGCCCUUGGUACACAGGUUGCAGAGCCAUUAAGAGCAAUGGUUGUGGGAGCACCACUGGAGGAUGCUCGGCAUCUUGCUCAACGAUAUGAUAGAAUGCGACAGGAAGCUGAAGCUCAGGCUAUUGAAGUCUCUAAACGCCAAGUAAAAGUAAGGGAAUCUGUAGGCAAUGUUGAUAAUGCUUCAAAGCUUGAAGCUGCUGAAGCCAAGCUGCUAGAGCUCAAGUCUAACAUGGCAACAUUGGGGAAAGAAGCUGCUGCUGCAAUGGCUGCUGUGGAAGCCCAGCAACAAAGGUUAACGCUCCAGCGACUUAUUACCUUGGUGGAAUCGGAGCGUACUUACCAUCAACGAAUUUUACAAAUACUCGAUCAACUUGAAGGAGAGAUGGUAUCAGAGCGCCAAAGAAUUGAAGCUUCUCCCAACGUUGCUGUAGACAAUUCUAUGCCACCACCGCCCUCAUAUGAAGAAGUUAAUGGUGUUUUGGCUGCUCAAACAUAUGAUGGGUCAACAGAUAGCAUGGGAUACUUUUUAGGAGAGGUUGUGCAUUCAUAUCAAGCUGAGUCUGAUGUGGAGCUGAAUUUGUCAGUGGGUGACUAUGUUGUUGUCCGCAAGGUAUCUAACAAUGGCUGGGCAGAAGGUGAGUGCAAGGGGAAAGCAGGUUGGUUUCCAUUUGGGUACAUUGAAAGACGGGACAGAGUUCUUGCAAGCAAGGUAGCUGAAGUGUGUUAAAAUUGUGGAUUUGGAAAGAAAGAUGCCCACCUUUCUUUGGUGUUUAUUUAUACACUGUUGACAUACUCAGAGGCAGAGCAUGUGGAUAUUCCUGCACAGAGGGAAGAAUACUUAUUUUUGAUGUGUGAUAUAGCGUUCAUUUCCUGUUUAUUUGAAUGGACUUCUUUGCAUGCACCCUUUUUGGUCAGUAUGUAAGUUGUCUCCUUGCAUUUGUUUAUCGAUUAUGACUGGAGGAACCUUUUUAUUUGGUUCUUUCGUCGAACUAGAUGUUCUUGUCAUCAUGUGUGCAUAAAUUUGUUAUAGCGUACGUGUGAGAGAUCAUGUUCAAUUC